Molecule: messenger RNA, 4077 nt
Organism: Phyllotreta striolata
Lineage: Eukaryota; Metazoa; Arthropoda; Insecta; Coleoptera; Chrysomelidae
Source: the annotation of a GenBank genome assembly
GCGUCGAUGUCUGCAAUUUCCCGCGUGCAACGCGCCUCCUCGUGUUUUUGUAUACCAACUACCUAACUCCUACCUACACGAGCGACAUCGGCGAGUGUAAAAUGUGUUUGUCGUGUGCAAGGAAACGCGAGCAAGAAACGAGCAAGAAACGAGCAACGAGUGACGAGCGUCGAAACGAACGAAGCAUCGGGAGAGUGAGUCUGUUCGGUUCGGAGUUGCGUGCUCCGCUCCGAGACCGGAGAUGUAUCUCUAGGAACGGCAUGGCAUGGUCGAGGGCCGGCGUCUAUCGAGCGCCGCGUGCCGCAGACUGAUCGCCCAUUGGCCGGAACAGCACCUGCUCGGAUUGGCACGGUCGUGGAGGGGCGCCAUUACGCUCUAGUACCGCGGAUAAGGCAUAGAGGGCUAUAGACUGAACAUACAUGGGUCAUAAAGGAUUCGAAGAAGUAGAGGAGAAGGACGCGUAAGAAAUACUCUGCAAUAGGGUUAAACGACAACGACGUUGUUGAUAUUACUCUUAAGUGGCCGGUCGUAAAAACAACGUAUAGCGGUGUGCGGUCGUACAAUCACACAGACUAUGAUAAAUAAUAGUGCGCGACGGUGUAGUGAUUGGGGCCUUGCACAACAGCAAUGAGUUCCAAAUUUAUCAUCGAUAGCAUGUUACCUAAGUAUCACCAACAAUUCCAUCACCAGCAUCAGUUAUUUCAAAGUCCAGUAAGCACAUCUUCGAUCGAAGCUAGUCUCGCCUCAGUCGUCAACUACAGUUCCUCCGGAUCUCCGAGCGGUUCUUCUCCUCAACAUUCGAACAGCAGCGCUUCCUCGACGUCGCCCGCCUCCAGGAUGUAUCCGUACGUGUCAGCGGCCACGGCUGCCGCCCAUCACCAUCAUCAACAGCAAGCGGUGGCGGCAGCCGCCUUCGGCGCGGCCGCCGCAUCAGGCAGCAUGGUCCCGACGGGUUUCGCAUCGAGCGCGAGCACCGCCGCUUUGGCGGCCGCCGCCGCCGUCGACGCCGCUUCCGACAAAUCCUGCAGAUAUACGGCCGGUUUGACUGGUAACGUCGGUCCGGCCGAUUCGAUGGUUAAUUACACGUUGGGCCAUCACCAUCAGAACGGUGCGGCCGUUUCGGCGGCGGCCAGUUCGGUUAGCGCGGCGUCCGCCUCCAUGGCCGUGGCGGCGCAAUUCUAUCAUCAAGCGGCUAGUGCCGUCGUCGAUCCGUUGAAUUCCUGCUCUCAAACUACGGCGCCCGGCGGACAACCCAUUCCUGAUAUUCCCAGAUAUCCUUGGAUGUCAAUCACAGACUGGAUGAGUCCCUUUGACCGGGUCGUCUGUGGUGAGUACAAUGGUCCGAACGGCUGUCCUAGGCGAAGAGGCAGGCAAACCUACACCCGCUUCCAAACCUUAGAACUCGAAAAGGAAUUCCACUUCAACCACUACCUGACGAGGAGAAGGCGCAUCGAAAUUGCGCACGCCCUGUGCCUGACGGAAAGGCAGAUAAAAAUUUGGUUCCAAAACAGGCGGAUGAAGCUGAAAAAAGAGCUGCGGGCGGUGAAGGAGAUCAACGAACAGGCGAGGCGAGAGCGCGAGGAACAGGAGCGACACAAGCAACAGCAGCAGGAGAAGCAGCAAAAGUUGGAACAGAACCUGCACUCGCACCAUCACGAUCCGAUGAAGAUGAAUCUAGACAAAUCGGCCAGCUCGGAUCUUCUCAAAGCCGUUACGAAAGUUCCCACAUAAACGCAAUCGGUGAUAGAAUGUUUUUCGACUCUUUGUGUUAAAUAAUAUAUACGUAGAUCAAAGUGAGGUUAAGCUCGUUUCACGUUCGUUGUAAAAUCGGACUUCUCGAAAGCGUUUUUACCAUAGAAUAUAUCAUUACUUGCGGUUUUUUCAACGCUGGGAUGCUGCUGCUAUCGUCUACAAGUCGGAUUGGAGUUUGCGUAAAACGAACUGUUGGUAUUCAAUUUUGCUCGUUGCAGAAAUAAAAAUGCUAUGAUUUAUCUACAAAUACUCAUCUGCGAGUUGAAUUCAAUGUCUACAAAUUAAAACUUUCCAAGUAAUUGGAGAGUAGGUACCAGUGUUUUAACGUAACAGGAGCAAAAAAUCGAGUUAUUAGACGGCGAAAGUGAUGAAGAAGAACUCUCCUAGCAGUAUUUUUAGCUUCGUUAAAUUGUGUUUUUAAUUCGUUGUAAAUAUGGGUAGUGUAUUUCACGUUAAUAUGUUUUUAUACUUAAAAGUAACUAUAUUUUCUUUUUAUUGAGUUUUUUUUAUUAACGAUCAGAUUGCUGAUCUAAACUUGACGUUAUUUUACGUACCAUUGUUGUGAUUAAUUAUUCCUUGUUUGUUUUUAUGUGUGGCAUUUUCGAAUGCCCUUAUCACUUAUUGUGAUGCUCCAGUGAGCACGUAAUUUGUGUUUUUGAUAGAUUUUUUAGAGUGAAAAAAAAUAUUGGAAAUUUUCUUUUUAAGCAAUGUUUGUGAAUUUUAAAAAUAUGAUCUUUAAAUAUUUAUUUUAUGCUCUUUCAUUAUCGAUUCUUAUAUUUUCGAAUAAGUACAAAAUAAGUAUAAAGAAAAAUCGAUAAGAAAAUUUAUAAGUGGAGGAUUUUCUGUAGAUAACUGGCGCAAUCAUCUAAUUUAUUUUCACUCUAAAAAUUGCCCUUCAUUUAGGUACCUAUACCACAUUUACUUAUCUGCAUUUAGAGUGAAGCAAAUUUUGGGAAUUUAUAGUUUUACACCAUUCUAUGAUUGUUGUAUUUUGUAUUAAUUCUUAAUGAUUAUUUGUUUAUUCCAAUUGUCAUUGCUAAAAUGAGCUAUAUUAGAGGCAGCUAUAUUACAAAAUUCUGAUAUAGAAUUCUCAUCCAAAAUUAUCAACAAAAAAUUCUUCAAUGCAAGUCCCAACUUUUGCUGUCACCUAGUAUUCGAUAUAUUGCAAUAUUUAUUUGUUAUUUGUUAAAUUUUUGUUUAUUUUCCUAUUGUGCCAAGCUUGUUAAGCUAUUUUCAGCCGCCAUUUCGACGAAAUGAAUAUAUUUUUUAAAAAGUAAUAAGUAGAUUUCCGAUAAAAUUUGAUAUUCUGGCCGAGUAAUUUUACUCUAAAUACUCUUAAUACGUAAUUUGGUGUCAGGGUAGAAAACAAACAAAAUACCAUAAAAAUUGUUCUUCGACAAAAAGGAGCAGUUUUCCUACUAAUAUUCAAUACCAGUUACGAACGGUUUGGUAUAUAAAUCUCGAUCGAAUUAAUAGAAUAUUUUUUACAAAUUUACGCAAAAAUGGCGUUACGUUAUUUUUCGAUAUAGGUCAAAUGUCAUUAUUGGCAAUUAAGUUGUAGUUUAAACUCAUAUUAAUUAUUGACAGUUCUGAUAAUUGAUAAAAUCAAUCAAAUAACGUAACAUAAUUUUACGUAACUUCGCAAAAACACAAUUUAUCCAAAUUAUUCCAUCAAAUCCAAUAAUUAUUUUGCAACCUUUUUAUGGGAUUUAUAAACCAACCAAAAUAUCUAAAAUAUUGAAAAUAUAUUCUUGUCUUUUCUAAUUCUAUCAGGUGUAAAAUAUUUUCUUAGAGAUCGAUGUUGUUUUGUGAUUAUACUAUGUAAUAGUUCAGCCGGUGGGACGCAAACAUCCCUUACCGGCACCCAAUUAUAGAUACGUAAAAUUGUACAAUAUUUUCAGAGCAACACAAAAUGUAAAUUUUAAUAAUUGUAUAGUUUCUGUUGGAUAUGUAAAAAUAUACACGUAUACGCAAUUUUUCUUUUUAGUACAGAAAUCUUAAAAAUAUUUAUCAGAGGAAACUCGUUAUUUCACGAUUGAUCUAUUGUAUAAAUCAAAUUAAAUUUUAAUUAAAAACACAAAUAAUAAUAUGGUUCUACAAUAUAGAAAAUUUUCACUAUUUUCCAAAAUUUAUUUAAGCAGAAAAAUUACGUUUUUAUUAUAAUUUUCAAAUUAUUCAUAUUGUAAACAUUAACAGAUUCAUUUUGAAAUAACGAUAACGUUAAGGCAGUCUCGUUGAGGAAUUUUAUUCAACCGACCCAACAAUGGGCUCAUUCGAUAAAAUUUAGAAUUUGAUCAAACUUUAUAUACAUAAAGAAGAGGUCAA